UGAAAGGGGAAGACAGAAGCUGGGGGUAGUAGGUAGUUAGCUGGCUGACAGGCAGGCAAGCUCCCAAGCAAAGUGCCAAAUUUACACACCAGUUGCAGAUCAGUUCCCUUGUCAAUUUACGACACAUUUUUUGGGACACUUCAAAGGACAACACGUUUUUGUAAAAAUCCGAAACGUGGCACUGCCAAAUUACCGCCAGUUAACGAGUAAAGCUCCGGCGAGCUAGCUAACGUAACGCCUAGUUUAGCCGCUGACGCUAGCUGUUCUGAACAAUAACAGCUAGUUAGCUCGCAGCCGGCUCCGGUACGGUCAAGAAGUCACCUGUCCUGAGUGGUUCAACUUCUGUGGAAAAAUGACAUCCAGGAAGAAAGUUCUUUUGAAAGUCAUCAUCCUGGGUGAUUCUGGCGUUGGAAAAACCUCCCUAAUGAACCAGUAUGUGAACAAAAAGUUUAGUAACCAGUACAAAGCUACAAUAGGAGCAGACUUCCUGACCAAGGAGGUCAUGGUGGACGACCGGCUUGUUACAAUGCAGAUCUGGGACACAGCUGGCCAGGAGAGGUUCCAGUCUUUGGGUGUUGCAUUCUACCGCGGGGCAGACUGCUGUGUGCUGGUGUUUGAUGUGACUGCGCCCAACACCUUCAAGACACUUGACAGCUGGAGGGAUGAGUUUCUAAUCCAGGCCAGCCCUCGAGAUCCUGAGAACUUCCCCUUUGUGGUGCUAGGCAACAAGAUUGACUUGGAGAAUAGACAGGUGACCACCAAGAGGGCUCAGGCUUGGUGUCAGAGUAAGAACAACAUCCCCUACUUUGAGACCAGUGCCAAAGAAGCCAUAAAUGUAGAACAGGCAUUCCAGACUAUUGCACGUAACGCCCUCAAACAGGAGACAGAGGUGGAGCUGUAUAAUGAAUUCCCAGAGCCCAUAAAGCUGGAUAGGAACGACAGAGCUAAACCUUCUGCAGAAAGCUGCAGCUGCUGAGGAACAACUUGGACCAUCUUCUCUUUUGGCUUUCUGAAACACCCGGUCAUUACCCUGUUACAUCACCUCCACCUUGCUCCCAGGGAAAUGACUUCCCUUCUGGUCUUCCUCCUUCACAACACUGUUCAUUCCAUCAACACGCCCCCCCCUUUCACACAGUACGCCGCACAUGGAUGUAUUCCCCUCACUUAGUACACAAAUUAAUACACUAGCGUACUCUUAUAUAAUUUAAUGACAAAUCCAGUGCCCAAAGAUCACAAAGAAGAAUGACACCCCUUCUCGCAGAUCCUGACUUGGUAGCAAGUGAACUCCUGUCCUGCCCAAUAUUUGACAGGUGUUCCUCCUUACUCAGUGAGAGGGCAAGAUGGAGCCAUGUUCAGAGAGUGCAAUGGGAACUCUGGAUGGACAGGCUGAUGCUCUUUAAUGUGAGACAAUGUUGGCUAAUGUCAGCAUCCCAAGUGUCGUAUUUUCUGUUUGCUUUCUUUUGCCGAUCAGUCAAAAAAAUAAAAAAAUAAAAAUAAAAAAUCUCAUAGAAUUAAAUUUAGUUUGUUUUUGUUUUUUUUCUUGGUAAAUUGGCUGCUAUUCUAAAAGCCAGUCUGAAACACAUAUUUGUUUUUUUUUUUUGUUUUUGUUUUUUUUGCACUUUCCAUGUUUUUGCCUUUAAAUGUUGAAGAGGGGGUGACUGAUUUUAGGCAACAUCUUCCACCACAUGCCUUUUGGUGAGCUUCAAAUUUAUGCUUUCUUGCUCUAUUUCUUCUUCAAAUAUCUUCUGAGAAUCAUUUGAAUAUUCUGCUGAUUGUAUUGCCUUUUGCCUCCAGGAUUAGGGUUUAUAACUGCCUCACACUGCAGAGCAUAUGUUACUGUACGAAUUAAGUCACAGUGUAAAAUGUCAAUUCCUUGAUGUAUUGAUUUAGCCUUUUUCUGUAACAUUACUUGUACUGAUACUAUUUCUGCUGUAUGUGUUGCAUCCCUUCAUCAGCCAUAUUUAAAAGCUUAAGAAUUACUAUAUGCUUCACCAACACUGCUUACACGUCUUCUUUCAUGUCUUCAUUAUUGCUGUUCUAUCUGCUUGUAGCUCAGGUUGGCUAAGUACUUAAUAUUUUUAAUGGAUUGUGUAUUACGGUGUAUAGAUGGUAAAGGAUUGAACUGAAAUCUAUGUUCUCUCUUUACAUGUAAAGAAAAUAUCCAACUAUUUGCCCUGAUAUUACUCCUCCUCCUUAUAGAAAACAUUACUUCAAUGCCUAUGAUGUUGUCAAAGAAAAUUUGAACGUCAAAUAAUAAAAUUCUUGAAUAUA
Messenger RNA from Melanotaenia boesemani (Boeseman's rainbowfish), 2271 nucleotides. RefSeq names its product ras-related protein rab7. The record is from RefSeq and is a predicted model, not a curated record. NCBI's taxonomy places the organism in Eukaryota, Metazoa, Chordata, Actinopteri, Atheriniformes, Melanotaeniidae. Gene Ontology annotation, cellular component: phagocytic vesicle; late endosome; lysosome. The transcript has 6 exons. Gene Ontology annotation, biological process: phagosome-lysosome fusion; endosome to lysosome transport. Bases 353 to 976 code for a protein of 207 amino acids. Gene Ontology annotation, molecular function: GTPase activity; GTP binding.